Lichtheimia ornata is the source of this 2067-nucleotide messenger RNA. RefSeq lists its product as uncharacterized. Gene Ontology annotation, molecular function: zinc ion binding; sequence-specific DNA binding. NCBI's taxonomy places the organism in Eukaryota, Fungi, Mucoromycota, Mucoromycetes, Mucorales, Lichtheimiaceae. Bases 1 to 2067 code for a protein of 688 amino acids. The record is from RefSeq and is a predicted model, not a curated record. The transcript has 5 exons. Gene Ontology annotation, biological process: regulation of DNA-templated transcription.
AUGGCUUCACGAACAAGACCUCGAGCACAUAGUGAAACGGGAACGGUGCAACAUGAUUAUGGACAACUCGUAUCUGAAGCCUUUCAACGAUAUCAGCUACCCAGCAACCUAGGUCAUGAAGUAGCAGGAUGGCCAGCAGAAGAAGGUGUCACUCGACGCAUCCAAUCUCGUUUCCUUGGCUUAUCUUCACUCAAGCUCACUCAUUGUACACUACCAAGCAUGGCCUUUUAUGAGAUCACCGAGUCGGAAAUUUCAGUGAUUGCAUCUCGACAACAACAUCAACAUCAGCGACAACAUGAUUUGGGUGAAGAAGAUGAUAAGGUGUCAUUGUCUACUACGAGUGCUUCAUCUCCCGAGUGUGUGGAUGCUUUAUUAUCACUGGCCCAAUCGAGUCCGCCGCCGCCGCCUCCGUUAGGAGAUGCCAUGAUCUUGGCUGAUAAUCCAUCAUCAACAUCAUCAUCCACCACUCGUUCCUUACCGCCAAAGAAAAGAAAACGCCGUCGUGUCAUCAGCUACAAUGUCGUCUUUUGUAUUCCUUCAACGAUAAAUGAGGAUCUUCUCACCCUUCCUAACCCCGAUCAAGAGUAUUUCAUAUUUCCUCGGGAUGCUGUGGUCGAAGCUGUCAAUCAAACAUCGACACCUUUGGAGGUCAUGUUUUCAUAUCAUCUUCCUCAAUGUACCAUUGAACCGACAACAUCAUCCUUGAUCCAUUCUUCUUCCUUGUUGCAUUCCAUGUGUUCAUGCCGAUCAUCCACCUAUCCAUCUAAACUGGAGGAAUUCGCAACUGUAUGUUCAGAUCACCUUGCGUCUACCAACCAUAGCAACACUUUUCUGCGCUCGCAACGACGUUUCACCGAUCCAUGUAUCCAAGCUGAAAGUUGUCAUGUCCUCAACAUGCGGAUGACGGGUGUAUCCAAGGAUUUAUAUGAUGCCAUGAAACAAGUGGUUUCUAAUUUCGAAUCUGUAUGUCAACGCAUGAUGGAUUUGAUACGAUUGCAUACCGAAAGGAUGAACAAUGAAAAGGCGGUUGAUUUGAAGCAAGAGGAUCAAGACAUGACCGAAGAAGAAGCUACGAUUACAACCAUGUUGACCAAGACCCAAGUCCAAUCCGAAGAAGAGGAAGAGGUGGAUCCAAUGCUCUAUGAUAGCACAGCUGCUGUUGCUACGGGAGGCGGUCAUUGGAGCAGUGAUGAAUGGGACAAGGAUUUGGAUGAUGACCAAGAUGAUACUGAUUACUGCAUGACAUCACCCCACAGCAAGUCAACGAUUGCAAGUACAAGUAGUCAUUAUACAGCAGCAGCAGCAGCUCCUCCUGCUCAACCCCCACCACCACCACCUGUUACGACGACGACGACAACGAGUAAUACUACAACAGAGACAAAGAAAGGAGGCAAAUCAGGGAAUGGGAGCAAUGGCAUGAAGAAAUGCUUGUAUUGUGGAUCAAAGUCAACGCCCAUGUGGCGUCGUGGGCCUCAGGGUGCAGGUACACUCUGCAAUGCUUGCGGCGUCAAGUGGAAACAUGGCAAGAUCCUCUGUGGCAACGAUGCACCUAGUCAAGCCAACACGACUUUGUCAUCAUCAACAUCAUCGACACAAGCCAAAGAAUCACAUCCUCGAAGGAAUAGUGGGAAAGGAGAUAAACGACGACGCAAAACAUCUUCAGCGACGAUCAAAAAGGAUAAAGCGAGGAACAAGGCAGCGCAACAAAGGAAACGUGCAAGCAUACAACAAAAGAUGGAAUCGGAUGAAGAUGACAUGAUGACGGGUGUUCAGUAUACCUUUACUUCACCAAGAGAUAUUGUUCCUGAAUCAUUCCAUCAUCCUCGUUAUCAACAACAGCAACAACAACAACGAAUGUGGGAGCCUAGCAGCAGCGUAUCAUCGUAUUCCCAUUCAUUUGAAGAAUCAUCAUGCAGCCCACCUUUGGAAUCGUUUUCCUCAUCGCCCAACUCUUCCAUUCAUGAUCCAAUGAUGGAUAAGAACUCAUCUUCCUCCUCCUCGUCAUCAUUCCCGUUAUCCGAUGCUGUUGAAGCCGCCACUGUUUUAACCUUAUUGAAACGAAGCUAG